AUGGCAGCUAACACCAUCGCCACUGGCCUUUGCUCUUACCCGACCGCCUGUGGCAUCGCUGAUGACCCCUAUUAUCGGGAAGAGGCCCAGCGCCUGAUGGGCAUUUUCACAACGGUCUCGUCACAGCCCCGAGAACCCAACCCAAAGUUGGUCACCCACGGCCACACAACGUUUCGCCUGGGACCAAAGGGGAGUGGUUUGCAGGAAUCUUGUUCCGUCAACAUUAACAGACAAGACAACCCCCCUUCCUCGUCCAAACCCAACCAAGCGCCAUGCCUCAUGAGCAGUCACGGGCUCUUUCGAAAUCCAACUCUACGAAAAGUAGCGACAAUCUCGAAUGUAACCAAAAACAUUGAAGGUCAUUCAUCCACCUCAAGGCCUUUACUCGACACUCACGCGGGAAAGUCCACCCAACCAUCAAUCACGCCCACAUAUAAUAUGGGCAAACCUACACGACGCUCCAGUCGGUCAAGGACCACGCCAGCAAACUACUAUGCGCGUAUCCAUUUGUAUGAGUCUUCCGAAGACGCGCCUCCGAGGUCUCGCAGGCCCUCUUUGGGCCAUUCGACAUCCGAAUCUUCUCGGCAGUCCCGCACAUUGACCCCCACAUCUAAAUACCUUUCGCAAGAUGCGAUAACAGAAGCUAGGGUUUUAUCCGUCCGGCGGCCGGGCUUUCUGAAUAUCCAAAAGCUUCUUGGGGACCGUGAAACUGGCUGCGCUGCAAAACAGCGUCAGAUUCACAGCCAAAUAUCCUCCGAUUUUCGACUUGUCAAGCAAUGGAAGGGUGCGUCAAAUGACCUGAAUGUUUUGGUCUGGUCUCCCGAUUGCACCAGAUUCGCAGCGGGGGCUACCGCUCAGUCGGACGACUUGAACAUGCAGUACAACCGAGUGAACAACCUGAUUUUGGGGGAUCUGCCAACAAAUUCUCUGAAGGAGUUGCCGGACCAUUGGAUUCCUCGGCCAGUUCGGGCAGAUGCUGCAAACUCGAAUUUUAAUGACUGUCGCCUCUUUAUGAGCGUAUCUGACAUGCAGUGGAUCGGCGACCGGCUCUACACUGCGAGUUUUGACCGAACAGUCAAGAUCUGGGAUGUUGGAACGCACAGAGGUGUUUAUUGCCUUCAGACCUUGAAGCAUGAGACAAAGGUACAAGUUAUGGCUCGAUCACAUCUUGACUCUGAGAUUUUGGCAUCUGGCACGGAUUCUUUCAGGAUUUGGGAUACACGGGACCUUGCGAACCCCACAUACAACCUUCUUGAUAUCGACCCACUGAAGGCCAGCAUUGGUUUAGAACCAACUGCCCUUGUAUGGGGGCAUACUGCGCAAACCAAGGACCUUUUGGUGGGCGGUAUGUCCGGAAAGGCUUCUUCUGAUUACGACACGGUCAACCACGGCCAUUUGGCAAUGUGGCGGGCUGCUGAAUCUCGUAUGGAGUCCAUGCAGUUAACGCCCAACUCGCAGAACGUCUUCACUGUCAAGUGGCAUCACUCGCUUCCUAUGUUUGCGACUGCAAGUUCCGAAUCUAAGUACAAGGCCGUGAAGUCAGGUACCCCCAGAGAUACUAAGUCGGCUGUGCGCGUAUACGACCCCUUGAGAGUCAGAUGGGCUAGCAUGGAAUUUUUUUGUCCCGCGUUAGAUGUCAACGAAGUGACAUUUUGUCCGAUGGAUUCGAUCUACAUCACUGCCAGCUGCACGGAUGGCAAUACUUACGUGUGGGAUAACCGCAAUCCUCGCCAUGCCCUCCACCAACUAAGCCAUGGACCUCCGCUUAGCCCGAUUGACUCAGAUUGUCCUCGAGAAGAAGUGGAUGUUGGUGUUCGCGCUGCACUGUGGGGUUGUACAAUUGACCAGUUCUUUACGGGGGCUUCGGAUGGCUUCUUGAAGCGAUGGGAUAUCCGCCGGUCCUGCGAAGAUGUUCUUGUCGAGGAUACCGCCACUCUGAAAGAGGGGAUUUCAUGUGGUGCACUCUCGGAGGAUAAAUCCCAGUUUCUCAUUGGGGGUGGCGAAGGGGGGAUCCAUGUCCUUUCUACGGGUGCAUAUUCUGACCUCGAUGAUAUCGCCUUUCGUUUCGAGUGGGCUGCACAGCAGCAAGACGACGAAGUUUCUGAGGCUAAAGCGAAAGCCUCCGAGUCUGGGGUGAAAGCCUCGAACGAUUACAUUGCGUCCGGCCAGCUCUACCGGCAUCACAAGUAUGGCAUGGGACAAGGGUCGCACUAUGAAGGUCCUUAUGCCCGCUGGGCCCGCGGGCUUGAUGAAGACAAGCCCAAACCGCAAGACAUCCAGUCACUCCCUAUCUUGGACAAAUGGCGAAUCCGCCAGCUUGCCGGGGGCCGGGCCCAACACCGAGACGGCCUUGACCCGAAAUCAAAAAGAGAGAUCGACAAGUGCAGGCUUACUGCUCAAAUCCUAAACCGUCGUCGACCACGCUCGAAACACGGCUGUGAAGGACACAAGGUUAAAUUUGAACCUGGACACCGUCGCCCCAAGAAGAGAAAGCACCGCUCUCCCGAGCUUAUCAAUCUUGUCAGUGGCGAGGAGGAUAACGUCAAGCCCAAGAAGGUGAAGAAAAAGAAGACGCACUUGAUCAAGACUACAGCCUGGAUCGAUUUGACUGGCGUCUCGGACACUGACGAGGCGGAUACGACGCAACCGGUAGAGACAGCCCAGUCGGUAGUGGAGGCCGCAUCUGAAGGUUGGCGGGAGAGUUCCGAGGAAGACUACUGGUGGCCCGACAGUGGAACAAUUGACCCGAACUGCCCAGAGGUAGUGGUCUAG
Molecule: messenger RNA, 2772 nt
Organism: Penicillium lagena
Lineage: Eukaryota; Fungi; Ascomycota; Eurotiomycetes; Eurotiales; Aspergillaceae
Product: WD repeat protein
Exons: 1
Coding region: 1-2772 (923 amino acids)
Biological process (GO): TOR signaling; regulation of actin cytoskeleton organization
Cellular component (GO): TORC1 complex; TORC2 complex
Molecular function (GO): protein binding
Source: RefSeq, a predicted model, not a curated record